Messenger RNA from Medioppia subpectinata, 285 nucleotides. The record is from the annotation of a GenBank genome assembly. NCBI's taxonomy places the organism in Eukaryota, Metazoa, Arthropoda, Arachnida, Sarcoptiformes, Oppiidae.
AUGGCUUCUAACUUCAAAGAGCACAUCCCAAACAUGAUUGACAGACAGCUGUUGGUCUGGUAUAAGAAGUAUCCCAACAAAGCAGCCAUUCCUGCAUCGGUUAACGAGAAUAUGAUGAAGAAAGUGACGAAUAAGGCCAGAGUUCACGGCGCGCUCCUUAUGAUGGCCGCCACUGCCAUCGGCUUCUUCUUCACCGCUAUCGCCGGCAAGAGAGCCAUCGAAAGGGGAGAAUCAGUCAAUCAAAUCAAUAUAGACUUUCACAAGAAUUAUGACCACAAGAAGUAG